UAAUAAUAACUCUCAAAAUGCCACAUGGUAAAAACCAUAUAAACUCGGGGUGUCAUGAUCUCGAUUGUAAAUCAAAUAUCAAUCGAAACACUGUUACAAUCUCGACCUUCGAAAACAAAGGUGGAAUCGCCGAUUAAGACACAUCCACCAAACUCGAGUCUCCUCCCACUUCUCUGAAAUCACCGGUGUGGAAAUAUUUUGCUUUCUCCGUGAGUUUUGUCAAAAACCACGGUGUGUACGCUACGUGAUGUGUGGGUAGCAAACCACCGGACAUCCCCGCAGGAAUCGUAAGGACGUAGACGUGACUACGAAAACAACUCUGUUAACACAGGCAACUGUUGUGACAACUGUCCAACUCAUUUAGAGCAAAACAUCCUCAAAAUUCAACUAGUGCUUGCGCUAUAGGUGUUUGUAGCAUCAGACAUGCGACCUUAUCCUGGAUUUAAGCAACUAGCGUACUGAAACCAUGCUGUGAAAUUCCAAGCUCAUCUUACCACAAAGGUAUUGCCUUUCAUGUAUGAUAAUGUCAAGGAAAAGUCAUUAGAGGUCUGAGAGGUUUAGGGGCCUUAACAACAGACUGAUGGACCUUCAGAGCAACACAGAGCUACAUGACCCUCUAUGGCUUCUGUUCUUUUUACUGUUAGUUUUCAAUUGACUGGUUAUUGUUACAUUCAUAUUAGUGCAGUACAUUGAAAACAAAUGAUGGACAUUAUAUCACUCUUAACACCAUGUAGAGAAUCGAAAUGGGAAUUAAAAACUUGACUCUAGAAACAAACUAGACAAGUCUAAAAAUGGCAGAUCCAUCUGUGCUUAAAAUAAAAAAUCACCGUUCUGGAUGUACUGGAGACUGGAGUUUCUGCCAGGAAUCACGACAAGGAGCACAUUAGCACAUUACCAGUCCAGCCUGGACGAAACAAAAGUGUGGACCAGCCUCAGCCUUGGGUAGGGAAAAAGUUUGGUGCAAUUUGGACUCCCAAGUUAGUGAUAGAGGGGGUUGAUAUAACCAGAAAGUGAGAUGCCAGUUAUUAGUUUUGAGGCCAGUUAGUUUGGCCUCAGUUUUGUUGCUGUUAAACUGGAGAAAUGAUGAACUCACCCACACCCUUAUGUCCUCCAGACAGGCUGUGAGGGCUGGUCGUGUAGCUACAAAGGAGUAUCGUCAGCAUAGCAGUGGAAGGAAAUUCCAUGCUUGCUGACGAUGUGGUCCAGGGAGAGCAUGUAAGAUGGUAAACAAGGACCCAAGGACCGACCCCCGAGGGACCACACAGGUGACAAAGCGGGGCCUUGAUGUAGCCUCUCCCAGGGUCACGUACUCAGCUCUUCUUGUCAGGUAGAAGUGGAACCAUCUAAGUUCCAGAGUCCAGUGUAAAGCUGUAGACAGCAACGACAACAAAUGAAAAUGAAAUGGAAGAACAACGAGAGGAAAAACAGAUAAUAAUGAAUACAGUAAACAAUAUUUAUCGAAUAAGGCUAAAAAAAAAAGGUGAAACGACACUAUUAGCAAAUUACUAAUUAAAGCUGCAUUUGAAGAAUUAAAAGGCCAGUUGUUUUAAAUGUCGUACAUGAAUGCUAGAAACAAUUCAUAUCUUAAGUUUUCAAUAUUUUGAUGGAAUCUCAAGGGGGUAUUGUAAAAUCUAAAAUACAGUAACUGUAUUGCACUGAAGCUAACUUAAUCCACUCACACUGAGCCAGGCUAUGACUGAUGCUGAUGUCACAUGUUUAUGUGUCAUGUUAGAUCCGGUAUUCAUUUGAGCAAACUUUAAUUGAAGUUUGCUCAAUACAUUAUAUACUACAAUAAUUGGAAUGUUCAGAACACAAAACGGUCCACAUUGAUUAGUUUGUGGAAUCAAAUCAGUCAGUGACCCGUUCACACCUUGUGUCCGCAUGUGUCCCUAAUGUGACUCCUAUCAACAGUUGUGAUCUUCAACAUCCUUUGUACAAUAUAAUCACUAUCCCUCCUCUGCACAUGACCAAACUGUCAGCGUCGCAUAAAUCUGAGUUCAUAAGUUACAUCAUAAUUUAGAUAAGUUAAUAGAAAAAUAAUUCAUUUAAUGUAAAUAAAAUGUAAUUAGUUAAUUGGGAAUGCUGUUUAUUUCAUGCCCAGAACACUGUCAUUUGAGGGACUGUAUACAAUGCAUGGUGUGCAUGGGUCAAGGGGCGCACUUUAUUCAUUCAUUCAUUCAGUCUGAAGAUAAAGGAUUUUAACAGACUUGAAACCUCUUUUCACAGCAAGUGGCCAAUGAGGUAUUUGACGAACUUUAAAUGUCUUUUUUUUAUGUCGGUGCUGCGCGUCCUCGUUGUGUGUGUUAUGUGCCGCUAAUGGGUCCUUGUAAUAUGUUCAUAUAAAACAGUUCUCACGGUGUGAACAAGACGGGGAGGAGAAGCAAUAAGUUACACAAACCAUCUUAACCUCUUUACUUUCCAAACCAUUCAAACUGAGCUGUCCCUCACAUAUACUCAUUUCUAAUACUAUGCAAUGCAUGGUUUAUGAUGGCUUAUGGCUUAUGGUGGCUUAUGCUCUGCCACCUCCAGCUCCACCUGCUGGUUUUUUGUAGAAAGUACUCUUAGCCUAUAACUCUAGGCAAUCAUUGAAUAAGAUUUUACACUUCAGUGUUGACCAUUUUUAAUGCAGCAGGACAGUAUUAUAUAGGUUAUAGUUAAAAAAAAAACAGUUUUCUUCUAUACUGUCGAUUUCAAAAUCCUUGUUUCAUUGUACUCACUAUUCAAACAUAUGUACAUACUCCCCUAAAAUAAAGCAACAUUUCAGAUGGUAACUCAAUGUUCUCAGUUGCAUUAUUGCAGUAAAUACAGCAGUGAAUUUAGAGUAUGACUGACUCCAGUGUCAGUGCCACUGAGAUAGACUGAGGAACACAGAGAGCACAGGGAGGGAUUUAUGCGGAAAUAGAAACUCAACAUGUUACAUGAAAAACAUACUUCCCAACCCCCACACAUUAUGCUCUGCUCCUGCCCAUCACAGUCUGUAUAUGUUGUGUGCUCUGAAGCAAAAACAACUUGUUUAAGACAUUUAACUGUGGGUGAUAUCAGUCUAUGGAGGAACAAUGCAGCACAGGAUCUUCGUUCUCCUGAAUUUACACUUUGUGGCUGGCAUUUCGCUCUCACCUCCUUCCAAUGUCGCCAUCUCUUCCUUCAACAUGGAACACACAGUCAAGUUCCUGCCAGGACCUGGGACCCCAACAGAAACCCACUUCACAGUCCAAAUCAUCAACUACAGGAAAAACUCGUGGAGACUAGUGUCGGGUUGUUCCGAGCUGACAGCGGAACAGAUGUGCAACGUAACCAGAGCUUUUAAGGACCAAUACAAUCAAUACAAAGCCCGCGUCCAGGCCUUCACAGCCACCGAGACGUCCAACUGGACAGUGUCACGCUGGUUCCAGCCUCUGUCGGACACUGUGUUGGGGCCACCUGAUGUGUCUGUGUCUGGCUGUGGAAACUGUCUUAUCCUACACCUCAAAGUUCCUGCAACACGGGGACUCCGACAUCAUCUGCAGCUGAAGAGUCUCUACAGAGGAGUCGCCAUGCAGGUGCAAAGGACAAGAGAUGGAGCACAGUUCAGCCUGAAUGUGCCUUAUAAUGAGAAGAAUGUGAUCAUGUACCUGCAGCCAGGUGUGGAGUACUGUGUGAUUGUCACUGUGACCACGCUUUUAAACCCCAACAGUGUCUCCAGUCAACCUUACUGUGCCUUCACCAGCCGUCCUUCACCCACCAGUUCCUUGCAUGUGGUCUUUAGCCUGCUCACUGUUUCCUGUAUGACGGCCUUCCUCAUCAUUGGAUUGGUUCUUUACGGCGGUCAGCUGAGCUUGAAGUUUAGAAAUCUGAAAUCUGAACAUGUCAGCCAGUGAAGAGGAGGAGAAGAGGAUACUUGGAGCCCAGAGGAGCUUGUUAAACAGACUGACUGGUUCUGAGAGCUGAAGGACAUGAGCUGUGUCCCAAUUGUCAAGACUUGCAAGUGUGCAACUGUACACCGAGAGAUUAAAUGCUGCCCUCCACAGGAUAAAGUUGUGAAUCACAGUUUCUCCUGCCCCUUGAAGCCUGAUUAUUUGUUUUACUCUUAAUCAGCCACAACAUCCUAAAAAUCUGAUGUUUUUUUAAAAGAUCUAUAUACACAUAUAUAUUAAUAUUUUAUGUUUAUGUUAUGUUUACAUUAUUUUUAAUGCAUACAGAUUUAUGAUUUGUACAGCAUUUGUACAAAAAUAAAACCCAAUUUCUACGACAGUAGUUUAACAAUAAAAUGAUAUAGGUACUAUUCAAACAAUGCAGCCUAAUAAUUAUUAAUUAUUCACAGCAGACCAUUUUGGACAUGAAGUAGUAAAACAAACACCUGUUGCAAAGAGCAGGUUUAGUGAAAACUCUGAGUUAGUUACCCCGGCAACAUACUAUGUGAACCUAACCUGCUCGCUGGCAGGUUUUCUUCAACUAACCCUGAGUUUCUCCUGCUUGAAGCCUGCAGACUGAAGGCAGUGGCAGACGUCGAGACGUUGAUGUCGAGGCGCAGAUACUCCACAGAAAUCUCCGUCGGGAGAGGAUUAUUAGACCCCGAUUGCAUGUUUUAUUAUUCCCUGAUGAGUACCGUUUGCGUUUCUCUGUUGGCUACAAUGGAGGUCAAAUUUAAACAUAUCCAAAAAACACACAUUUGGAAACUUGUAUGUAUAAAAGACAUUUAGGUGUUGCUUUCAUAUAGACAAUAUUAAAUACUGGCAGUGUUGGGAUUUUUCUUUGUUUAGCAGAUUUCCCUAAUUGCUUAAAUAUAUCUAUCACAUGUUGAAUGUAAACAACAUCACUAUUGCUUGUACUUCAAUUAUACCUUACCUGUUUGAACUACAUUUUUAUAUUUCAUCUUUGCUGCCAAGUUUGUUUGGUGCCUGUUGGGUUGCACUUGUGCGCACAAACACACAAUAUAAUUGUUGAAUAAGUGGAACAUUCAAGACAAAACAUUUAUUUUUUUCUUCAAUUAAUACUCACGCAUUGACUCGGUCAGC
Solea solea (common sole) is the source of this 4994-nucleotide messenger RNA. RefSeq names its product interferon alpha/beta receptor 2-like. The transcript has 7 exons. The record is from RefSeq and is a predicted model, not a curated record. Gene Ontology annotation, molecular function: protein binding. NCBI's taxonomy places the organism in Eukaryota, Metazoa, Chordata, Actinopteri, Pleuronectiformes, Soleidae. Bases 3057 to 3857 code for a protein of 266 amino acids.